AUGCAGGUGCUCGCGGGUUAUCUCAGACUCAACGAAGACUUUCCAAUGACUCCACGGGCUGUGUGUUUACUAGCGUCUCUGCUUUUGGCCUCCGUCGACGCCGGCUACGAGGACCAAGAGGUCUACGCCCCGCAGCCGUACCAGUUCGGCUACGAGACGCAGGACGAGUACGGGAACCGGCAGUCCCGGCACGAGCAGGACGCCGGCAACGGCGUCAAGACCGGCUCGUACGGCUACCGGGACGCGUACGGCCUGUUCCGGCAGGUGCAGUACGUCGCGGACUCGGGCGGCUUCCGGGCCUGGGUGAAGACCAACGAGCCCGGGACCCAGGACUCUGCGCCGGCCGCCGCCAAGAUCGAGUCGCAGCAGCCGCACCCUUCGGCGCUCGCCGCAGCCCACACGGCCGCACACUACGCCGUCGCGGCCCAUCCGAGGGCCGUCCACCUGUCCCCGGCCUUCUCGUCCGUGAGGAAGGUGCCCGUCCACCACUCCCUGUACCCGGUCGGAGCGGCUACAGCCCGACACGCGUCCAUCCAGAGGGCCUACUCGCACCAGGUACCGCAAGUCUACAAGCACAGCUUCCGCCGCCUCGCCGUCGCCGCUCCAGUGGCUGCUCCGGUGACCGCUCCGCUCGCCGCUCCGGUCCACGUUCCGGUUCACGCCCCGGUCUCCGCCCCGGUCCAAGUUCCAGUCCACGCUCCGAUCGCCGAGGCGCCGGUGGUUCCCGUUGCCCGAGCCCUGGUAGCGUCGCCGCAGGUCGCGCUGCCGCCCGUGGUCUCGGCGCUGGCGUCGUCCCCGGUCGUGGUAGACCUCGACCAGGGCGGUCCCUACCGGGCCGUGAAGAAGGUCCGUCGCCCCAAGCCGGUCGAGUUCUUCAAGAAGUCCAUCAUCCGCAAAAGGAGGCCCAAGACCCCCAGGGUCCGCGUCCGCGUCGUGUCCACCACCAAGAACGGAGAACUCAUCGCCGCCGACCUUCCAGUCUACAAAGACAAAUAAGCGCCACCUCACCACGGCGUCAUAAGUUAUUCCGUCGUCGCUAUCGUAAUUACGAGGGUUUGUUUGCUCGUUGUUGUUGUCUUAGCGCGUUGUGCCUGACCGUUUGAGAAUCUCUCCGACGCUGCGCAGCGAAAGCUCUAUUUGCCGUGGGCGCAUUUUAUAGAGUCCGGCCGAAAAUUCGCAAAUGUAACAACAUAUUAAACUGGAACAAAAGAAUAACGAAGCGUGCGUUUACCAUACUUAAAUAACCUGAGCUUGGGACUUUAACUGGCGAGGAAUGCACGUGCCAAAUGUAAGUAAAACGUAGAAAAGUAGAAAAGGAUCUGCGUAGUUCGUUUUGUAGAUUUUCUUCGGUUCACCCCAUACUGUAGUGGUGCAGACGCUGUGAGAGCUAGCUUCAUGCUUUGGAAUGUGUGUUGUCCCAAUACCACCUAAAAGACAAUGCCUUCCCCAAUAAACGUCACCCCUAGUGGAUCCAAGCAGCGCCGCCCAGCGUGCGACAGUAUUGCCACCAGCUUUUCUUGCAGCGUCGCACAACGAGCACGAUGCCAGCACGCGGUGAGGCUAAGACUGACACGUCGUUUGAUGACGUCAUGUGCAAGCCUUGUCUUUUCU
This is a messenger RNA of Ixodes scapularis (black-legged tick), 1611 nucleotides long. RefSeq lists its product as uncharacterized. NCBI's taxonomy places the organism in Eukaryota, Metazoa, Arthropoda, Arachnida, Ixodida, Ixodidae. The record is from RefSeq and is a predicted model, not a curated record. Gene Ontology annotation, cellular component: chitin-based extracellular matrix. Gene Ontology annotation, molecular function: structural constituent of chitin-based larval cuticle. The transcript has 5 exons. Bases 1 to 996 code for a protein of 331 amino acids.